Messenger RNA from Callithrix jacchus (white-tufted-ear marmoset), 7394 nucleotides. The record is from RefSeq and is a predicted model, not a curated record. NCBI's taxonomy places the organism in Eukaryota, Metazoa, Chordata, Mammalia, Primates, Cebidae.
GGUCUCACUGUCACCCAGGCUGGAUGGAGUGUAGUGGCAGGAUCACAGUCACUCCAGACUAAACCUCCCUGGACUCAGGUGAACCUCUCACUUCAGCCUCUCAAGAAGUAGUUGGAACCAUAGGCCUGUGCCACCACACCUGGGGUAAUUUUUAUACUUUUUUUUGUAGAGGUGGAAUCUUGCUAUGUUGCCCAGGCUGGUCUCCAACUCCUGGACUCAAGUGAUCCUCCUCCCCUGGCCUCCCAAAUUGCUGAGAUUACAAGUGUUAAGAUCCUGGAAUUCCUAGGACAGAAAUGAUUAUAAAGGUUUUAUCAUGUGGUCAGAUCAUGUGACCUGAUUUCUGAGAAAGUAUUUAUUUACCUUAUCUACCUGUGGCCUCCAUUUCCUUGUCAUUCAAUUGAUAAAAACUUUAAUCUGAAUUUUCUAUUAUAUAUGUAUUCUGAAUAUGUAGUUAUAUGUAAUAUAUGUUAUACAUACUCUGAAAUUAUAUUUUCAAAGGUGCUCUUAUUAUCAAAUCUGAUAAUCUUUUUUCCCUCUUCUGUUUUACUUAACCUCUUUCCAUUCUAUUCAUUGGCCUUUCUUCUUUAAGUAUUGAGGAUUCUAGAGACCUAGACAUUUAAAGUCUCUAGAACCUUAAGAUCUCUGGGCCUUGAAUUUACUACCUGUGUACUUCCAAUAGCUUAUAUUUUUGUCUCCUUUCUUGAAUCCUUCUUAGCCCAUCACCAGCCUUAUUCUUCCAAAUCUUAAAUGGCCUUCCUUGUGGGCUGUUUGAGCCACACACAUUUCUUUAAGGCUCAGAAAUAUUCUCUUUGCAUAUCCACCUCCACUCCUCAGUUGUAGGAUUCUUCCCAGCUCAAUUACUGCCUUCCCCCAAGCUUUCAUUCAACUCAUACCUUCUCUUUAUAGCUUGCCUUGCCCACAGUAAUUUAUUUUCCUUUAAAUUCUAAAGCAUUUGACCCUCACUACCUCAUACUGUUAAUUAACUUUGUAUUCAUAUCUCAUCCCCCAUAGAACGCAAGGUCCCUGAGGAUAAGUGGUGUACUUUAGCUUUUUUUUUUUGCUUGGUAGGGGACAAUGAACAUAAUGCUCAACACAUAUUUGUUACCUAAAAAAGGUGUAUUUUUCAUGAUGUCAAUGUAAUCUCGCUUAGGUGAGUAUAUUUAUCUUUUUCUUUUCUCCUUUUGGCUCCUGUUUGUGAGUUUGAUCAUUCUUGUUAUAAAAUUACCACAUGCAACCUUUUGAGAAGGAGUAGAAGAAUUAAAAGAUGGCAAAAGCAGGCCUAUGGGAAAUAGUGGUAAUGCAUAUGUACAAGGUUACUAACUACUACGGGCCACUCUGCUCUGCAUUGCAAGAUUUGUUUCAACAGACUCAAGAAAUUGAAGUUCAGCCAGGUUAAUCUAUCCAAGGUCUCACAAAAAGAAAAUGACUCUGCUGAGUUUCAGAAACCCAUGUCUGCCUGGUUCCAAAGGGCAAGUCAGUUUCAGUGCUGGAUGACUGAGAAUUACAUAAUUUCUUGAAAAAGCACUAGGCACAAUAGUUGGCGUUCAACAAACGCUCACACACACACAUCUGCCCUGGACUUGGGUCUACUUAGGAGGGGAAAAAAAGUUUGCUGAAAUAAUUACACUUCUUUGUAACUCCCAGGCUCAUGUUUGACUACAAUAAUCCGAUGCCCUCCUUCACACUGACGUUAGAAAAAAUGCCUGGCAGUAUUUCAAAUCAUCAUGGCUACUUUCCUCUCGAUCAAAUAACUAAACUUAUACUUUAAAAGGAAAAAAAGAAAUUUAGAAAGUUGCCUUCAGCUGACAAGAGCCUGAAGGAAUCCAGUAAUUUACUCCUGUGAAACUGAAUUUAUUUGAUGCCUAGGUUUCUCCCCCACCCGACGAAGACCAAAUACUUCUGAUCCAUAAGGAACUUUACAAGGUAAACUGAGGGUCCUGGCAGCAUCUAGGCUUCCCUUAAUAAACGUCAAAAUCAAGCGCGCUCGCCUUCCUCUCGCCGCUUUUCCCCCUUAAGGUCCUCCAGAGGCUGCUUCGCUGCGGAAAGUAACACCGCGUCGCCGCCGCGGAAAGUGGGGCAACUUUGCCUAUCAGCAGAAACCUUUUGUAACCAUCUGAGGCGACAAACCAGACCAAACGCCCGCUCAAGCUGUUCUGAGCCUCCCGGGAGCGAGCGAGCUCAAACUUCUCUGCACCGCUUCCUCAUCCGCUCGCCGCACCUGGACGCGGGCGGCGCGCUACCCCCGCCAGUGACGUCACCGCACCUGGCACCAGCCGGGGGGUCGGGGAGAGAGCCCUAACGCGACCGGACGCGGUGGGGCGGGGAGAACGAGGGCGUUCUCGCGAGAUUUGCCUCCUCCCGGACCCAGCUGCCCGCACCUUCCCGGCCUGUGUGGGUCUCCACCGUAGACUUGGAGUUGACUAUAUUGUGGAGUAUGACUAUGAUGCUGUACAUGAUGAUGAAUUAACUAUUCGAGUUGGAGAAAUCAUCAGGAAUGUGAAAAAGCUACAGGAGGAAGGAUGGCUAGAAGGAGAACUAAAUGGGAGAAGAGGGAUGUUCCCUGAUAAUUUUGUUAAGAAGCUUCCUGAGGCCCUCAUCAGGAAGAGAUGCCGGAGCCAUGCUUGCAGAACUGAAAUUAAAAGAGAGACAGAAUUCAAAGAUGACAGUUUGCCCAUCAGACGGGAAAGGCAUGGGAAUGUAGCAAGUCUUGUACAACGAAUAAGCACUUAUGGACUUCCUGCUGGAGGAAUUCAGCCACAUCCACAAACCAAAAACAUUAAGAAGAAGACCAAGAAGCGUCAGUGUAAAGUUCUUUUUGAGUAUAUUCCACAAAAUGAGGAUGAACUGGAGCUGAAAGUGGGAGAUAUUAUUGAUAUUAAUGAAGAGGUAGAAGAAGGCUGGUGGAGUGGAACCCUAAACAACAAGUUGGGAUUGUUUCCCUCAAAUUUUGUGAAAGAAUUAGAGGUAACAGAUGAUGGUGAAACUCAUGAAUCCCAGGAUGAUUCAGAAACUGUUUUGGCUGGGCCUACUUCACCUUUACCUUCCCCAGGAAAUGGGAGUGAAACUACUCCUGGAUCAGUUACACAGACCAAGAAAAUUAAAGGAAUUGGAUUUGGAGACAUUUUUAAAGAAGGCUCUGUGAAACUUCGGACAAGAACAUCGAGUAGUGAAACAGAAGAGAAAAAAACAGAAAAGCCCUUAAUCAUACAGUCACUGGGACCCAAAACUCAGAGUGUGGAGAUAACCAAAACAGACACGGAUGGUAAAAUUAAAGCCAAAGAAUAUUGUAGAACAUUAUUUGCUUAUGAAAGUACUAAUGAAGAUGAACUUACUUUUAAAGAGGGGGAGAUAAUCCAUUUGAUAAGUAAGGAGACUGGAGAAGCUGGCUGGUGGAAGGGUGAACUUAAUGGUAAAGAAGGAGUAUUUCCAGACAAUUUUGCUGUUCAGAUAAGUGAACUGGACAAAGACUUUCCAAAACCUAAGAAACCACCACCUCCUGCUAAGGGUCCAGCUCCAAAGCCUGAACUGAUAGCUACAGAGAAGAAGUAUUUUCCUUUAAAGCCUGAAGAAAAGGAUGAAAAAUCAACACUGGAACAGAAACCUUCUAAACCAGCAGCUCCACUAGUCCCACCCAAGAAACCUACUCCACCAACCAAAGCCAAUAAUUUAUUGAGACCUUCUGGAAUAAUGUACCCAAAGCGACCUGAAAAACCAGUUCCUCCACCACCUCCUAUAGCCAGGAUUAAUGGGGAAUUUUCUACCAUUUCAUCAAAAUAUGAAACUGAGCCUGUAUCAAAACCAAAGCUAGAUUCUGAACAGUUGCCACUUAGACCAAAAUCAGUAGAUCUUGAUUCACUUACAGUAAGGACCUCCAAAGAAACAGAUGUUGUAAAUUUUGAUGACAUAGCUUCCUCAGAAAACUUGCUUCAUCUCACUGCAAAUAGACCAAAGAUGCCUGGAAGAAGGUUGCCGGGCCGCUUCAAUGGUGGACAUUCUCCAAUUCACAGCCCUGAAAAAAUCUUCAAGUUACCAAAAGAAGAAGAUAGUGCCAACCUAAAGCCAUCUGAAUUGAAAAAAGAUACAUGCUACUCUCCAAAGCCAUCUGUGUACCUUUCAACACCUUCCAGUGCUUCUAAAGCAAAUACAACUGCUUUACUGACUCCAUUAGAAAUCAAAGCUAAAGUAGAAACAGAUGAUGAGAAAAAAAAUUUCCUGGAUGAUCUUAGAGCCCAGAUUAUUGAAUUGUUGUGUACUAUAGAAGCACUGAAAAAGGAUCAUGGGAAAGAACUGGAAAAACUGAGAAAAGAUUUGGAAGAAGAAAAGGCAAGGAGAAGUAAUCUAGAGGUAGAAAUAGAGAAGCUGAAAAAAGCUGUCCUGUCUUCUUGAGGUGGUGUGGACCCGGUUUUCAUAAUGUUCCAGGGAUUCAGAAGCAACACUAUGAACUUCAACUGACUUGUUACUUAAAAAUUGUGAAUGCUGGCUUAGUGAUAAAUAUGAGUAUAUGAAGUAUAAUAUCUAUAGAAAAGUAGAGUGAGGGUGAAUUAUAUAUAUAUAUAUAUUUUGUUUUGCCAAUAUGAAGAAAAAGAGGCCUUAUUUCUUACUGUGCUGGGAUUGCAAACAUUUUUUAAAAAAUUGUUUGCUUGAAAAUACUACUGAAUAUGUAUAAAUAAGAAUGUUCACAGUAGUUUUUUUUAAUUGAAACUUGUAUUAUUUUUAAAGAGAUCUAUACUAUAAAUAUGGUGAUAUAUUUACAAGUAAUCUGUAAGAUAUACUAUUUGAGAGGGGCUUUUUAGUAACUAUAGUCACUACUUUUUCCAUAAUGCAUAAGGGAUAUAAAUUUGUGUGUGUGUGUGUGUGUGUGUGUGUGUGUAUUUUUACUUUUAUCCUCUUACCCAAGGUUACAUUGUUGUGCCUAUUUGUCUGCUUUUUAUAUUUUGGGUGAUGAAAUAGGACUUUCCUAGCUAUAUAAGCCAGAUUACUCACCCAUGCAUAUAGUAAGAACUAAUGAAUAAUCAGUAUAAUUUCAUCAGCUUUUAGAAUAUUUUAUGUUGCUUGCACUAUAGGAGUCAUAAAAGGAACUUAGUUAAAACAUGUUGGAUUUUUAAACAUUUGGGGGAAAUAUGAGCUGUAUUUUAAAUUCAUUAGCUCUGAAGAAUCUAAAACUGUUAAUUUAACCCUUAACUUGUGCCUAGAAACUACAGCACAUAUAAAAUAUAUAAACACUAGCCUUAUUGCUAUACUUUUCUGCUUAUUUUACAGUCUCAAAUAUUUCUCAUCAUCUUGUGACUUAGUUCUUCAUGCUCCUCCGUGUGACUUUUAAUAAUGAUAAUAUUAGGAAAAUAAAACCCAAAACUUUUCAGAACUUCAGUGUGAGCUUUCCUAUUUUGACAAGUUAUCUUGUAAAUACUCAGGUUUUAUGAUGUUUCAUUUGCCUAAUAGACCAAACUAACUUGUGGAGAUAUUUUGAACUAUUAUUUAGCUACAAACUUUAUAAAGAAUGUUAGUAUGUCAUAAAAUACAACGUUACAGCUUAUUUAAAACCAAAUAUAGUUGAACAUUUAAAAUACAUUUUCACAGAAUGGAUGAAUUAGUCAUUUCUUCAGAGUUACUUAUGAACAGUUGAAUGCUUUAAAAUGUUCUAUUUGUAGGUAACAUCUAAAAACGCAAGUGGAUUUAUUUAAAUUUUUUAAAUUUGAAAUUUUUUAUUUGUAAAAGAUUAGGCUUUAUGCUUUAUCAUAUAGCAAAUGAGUGUCAGAGUUUUGAGUACCAGUUAUCAUGCUUCCAUUUUUUAGUUUUAAACCACGAAACCAAUAUUUUUCCUUUACAUUUUAAUAUCAUAAUACAGAAAUCUAUGUAAAUGAAAUUUGGUCAUGUUUCAAAUAAAGAGAAAGUAGAAAAUAAUAGAAAUGCCAGUUAAACAACAUAAUGUUUAAUUUACAAUUUAUGUUAGGGCUUUUGGGGAACGCUAAUUAUAUAUUAAGAAUAUACAUUAGAAAUCUUUAAAAUGUUUGGGCUCUUCUAAUGAAGUCACUACUGAGCAAACUUGUUUCCUCUUUUGUUAAAUAGAAUAGGUUUAAAUGACUAGUCAAAUGAAUUAUUUUCUCCAUGUUAAAUUUUCUUUUAAUGACAGACCUUAGGUAAAAAUAAAAACAUUGUAAUUCUAGAAAUUACCCUCCAGCUUUCUCACCUGAAAAUCUAUUGAAGUGAUCCCUGGUUACCCUAAUAAUGGGGUAAAGGAAGGUUCCAACAGAUUUCAGGCUGUUAUUAAAGUUUUUCUUGGUCAUUUUCUCAAAAGUACUUAAAAUCAAGAUGCUCGUGGGCACUGAAAUGCAUUUACAGUUUUUGCUUGUGUACUACUCAGUCAGCAUAGAAAAGUAACUGAAAGGGUCGGGCGCGGUGGCUCACGCCUGUAAUCACAGCACUAUGUGAGGCCGAGGCGGGUGGAUCACGAGGUCAAGAGAUUGAGACCAUCCUGGUCAAAUGGUGAAACCCCGUCUCUACUAAAAAUACAAAAAAUUAGCUGGGCAUGGUGGCGUGUGCCUGUAAUCCCAGCUACUCAGGAGGCUGAGGCAGGAGAAUUGCCUGUUCCCAGGAGGCGGAGGGUGCGGUGAGCCGAGAUCGCGCCGAGCCGAAUUCGUGCCAUUGCCCUCCAGCCUGGGUAACAAGACCAAAAUUCCAUCUCAAAAAAAAAAAAAAAAAAAAGUAACUGAAAGACUCUUAUCUUUCUGUCCUUGAUAAAGUAGUAAAGAGAACCAAACAAACUCAGGCCUGAUGGGAAAAAUGAUUCCUUUAUUCUAGCAUUUACUCCUUGCUGUUGGUAUGGGAAGUUUUAUUAAUUUCUAUUAUUAGAGUUCAUACCACAAAAUGAUAUGUAAGAAUAAUAACCUUUACUUGGGGUAAAUCAUGAAUUUUUUUUCUUACCUGUGAGUAUAAAAGAUGAAAGUUGAACAGCAUGGAAUCUAACAUUGCCAAAUUAUUAAUGAAUGUAUAGUUCAGGUAUUCUUUGAGACACAAUAUCAUUAAUUUCCUAAUUGUAUUUCAGUGUUAUUUUUUGUGUGUGACCACUAAGCUUCUGUCUUAACAUAAAGCUGUUACCUUCUACAGAAUUUAAGUCUGAAGAUGUAAAGAGAGAACAGGCCUUGUGUAAAAGAAGAUACUCUUUUUUUUUUUUAAUCCUCCUUACUGUGAUCACAGAAAUAUAAAAUAAUCCAAGUGCUCUCUAGAUUUGUUGAUAAACAUUUUAUGCUUGCAUCUAAACUUGAACUGUGUGAACAGAAUGAGACAAUCAGUUAAAUCAGAAAUGAAAAGUAUUAUAAUGUAAUGGCCUUGUUUUGCUGUAGCAAUAAAAUGACCAAGUGCAAUGAUUGAUUUAAUAAAAUCAUCUUUUAAAAGUU